Molecule: messenger RNA, 1710 nt
Organism: Callorhinchus milii (elephant shark)
Lineage: Eukaryota; Metazoa; Chordata; Chondrichthyes; Chimaeriformes; Callorhinchidae
Product: tripartite motif-containing protein 65-like
Exons: 7
Coding region: 1-1710 (569 amino acids)
Molecular function (GO): zinc ion binding; protein binding
Source: RefSeq, a predicted model, not a curated record
AUGGCUAGUGCGACGCCCAGUGAGAGUGUGGAUAGUGAGAUGCGUUGCUCCAUCUGCCUGGGCACGUUCGUCUGCCCCUCCACGCUCAGCUGUGGACACUCGUUCUGCCUCCGGUGCCUGGAGGCCGCCUGGAAGACAGCGAGCAGCUUCAGCUGCCCACAGUGCCGAGCGACCUUCCCUGUGCGACCCCAGCUGAAGAGGAACGUGGCCCUCGACAACCUGGCAGAGCAGCUCAGAGUUGGAGACGCGAUGGCCACGGCUGUCGUGUGUGACAUCUGCAGUGAUGGCCAGACUCCUGCAGUGAAGACUUGCCUGAGAUGCGAGAUGUCAUACUGUUUUUCUCACUUUAGGCCUCACCUAGGGAAUCCCAGGUUGAGAGACCACGCUGUGGUGGAUCCCUCUGCGAGCUUGGAUGAGAGAAGAUGCCCUAAUCACAGCAGGGAGCUGGAAUUCUACUGCACAGUAGACAGCAGCCUGGUCUGCUCUACCUGCACUAUCACAGGUGAACACGCAGGACACAAGGUCCUGACACUGAAGGACGAGCAUGAGACACGGAAGACACACGUACAAGAGGAGACGCGAGCGGUUGAGGAGAAGAGGAAGGAGGUGGAGGAGUCCGUGAAGCAGAUGGAGGCAGCUCGCAAGGAGGCGAAGGUGAAAGAGUCAACAUCUCCGAGCCACCACGGCGCCUACACGCACACACGGAGUGGCUCAUGGCUCAGGGAGCCAACCGUGGUCCCCGCGUCUCAGCAGGAAUCGGUGGCCGGGAUCAGGGGUCGCAUCACGGGCAAUUUCACCCGCCUAAGGAAGGCUCUGGACGAGGAUGAGAGGGAGGCUCUACGUCGCCUGGCCGUGAAGGAGCGCGAACUGCUGUCCCGGAUCGAGGAAGAAAUUGCUCGUCACGAGCAGGAGAUCAGCGAGCUCCAGGCGGCGGCCGCUCGCCUGCGCACUCUGCUGCACGAGAGGGACUCGCUCGCCUUCCUGCAGGGGCACCUGGAGGAGACGCGCAGGAGAGAGAUCCCAAAGGAAUCUGCACCCCCACCUCCCACUUCACUGGACGCCACCACGAUCCGGUCCCUUGAAAGGGCCAUGCACAGACUCCUGCCUCUCGUCUGGUCGACCCAUCACCCACACCGCUUUGAGUACUGGCCACAAGCCCUGUGCUCUGAGAGCUUCUCGUCGGGUCAGCACUACUGGGAGGUGGACGUGGGGAGCGCGAGGCUGUGUCGGGUUGGAGUCGCGUACGGGACGAUCCCACGGAGAGGGAGUGGUAGUGAAUGUGUCCUGGGAGUGAGUUACGUCUCCUGGUGUCUCCAGAAAGAUGGCAACAGCUUCUCAGUGAUGCAUGGUGGGGUAGCGACCUCACUGUCGGUGCCGGAGCCUUUUCUGAGAGUUGGGGUUCAUCUGGACUGGGACGCGGGGCUGCUGUCGUUUUACAGCGCCGACUCCAUGGCGCCGUUGCACUCAUUUCACCAAACCUUCACUCAAUCCCUACAUCCUGGGCUGGCAGUGUGGGAUGACUCAGUGAGGAUCGUGGAUCUGAGUGCUGCCAUGAUGCAUGCGCAUUGCACCACGCUGUGCAUCAACACGCCAGAGGGGCAGCGUGUUGUGAUGAUUUUCAUUAGCAAACUUCAGAUGGGCAUGUAUAUGUGCUUUCUUGAGCAGGGGACCUUGACGGGCGCCGCAGGAUUUCAGUCCUUCACGGCGUAG